Necator americanus (New World hookworm) is the source of this 834-nucleotide messenger RNA. RefSeq lists its product as uncharacterized. Lineage: Eukaryota; Metazoa; Nematoda; Chromadorea; Rhabditida; Ancylostomatidae. Gene Ontology annotation, molecular function: RNA polymerase II cis-regulatory region sequence-specific DNA binding; DNA-binding transcription factor activity, RNA polymerase II-specific. Bases 1 to 834 code for a protein of 277 amino acids. The record is from RefSeq and is a predicted model, not a curated record. Gene Ontology annotation, biological process: cell differentiation; regulation of transcription by RNA polymerase II; anatomical structure morphogenesis. The transcript is spliced from 4 exons.
AUGGAUUUCAUUAGUAUCAGUUCCACAUUGCGACUGUCACAUUCUUUAUCAAAUGACGAAGAAGUGGUGUUGUCGAGAGCAGAGGCUCCCCGAUUGGAAAGUAUUGAACGGCCAUCAUUGUCUUAUAAGGAUUUAAUCAUCGAAGCGAUCGAAAGUAGUCCGGGGAAGCGAUUGAAACUUAAUGAAAUAUAUCAGGUAAUUCGACUACUUCACCCUUAUUACCGUCAUCGUCCUGAUCAGUGGGGCUGGCAGAAUUCGAUCCGUCAUAAUCUCUCUCUACACGAUUGUUUCGUGAAGCUGCCACUCAAGCAAACAUCUGCAAGUGGUGUCGUUGGACAUUUUUGGACAGUUGUGCCAGAAUCGAGCGAUAAGCAAACUCUACGUCGACGCAGCCGCGCACCAAAUCGAAACGGAAAUCGAGCCAAAACGAGUGACUCUGUGCGAGAAACCUGUGCAGUUCGGGAAGAUGUCAUAUGCUUUGGAGGUGGCGAAAUAUCUCCAUCUCCAUCACAACACUCUAUUAGCCCUCCAUCAGACAUACCUAAACCGACGGCUAGUUACCGUGGGAUGGAAAAUAUUCUAGGCGACGGUUACAAGGCAUAUGGACAGUCUCUCCUAAGCGCUUAUCUGUAUCAACAUGGUCUGUUAAAUUCACUUCAACAACAACUAGUCGAAAUGACUCAAGCACAUCUUCCGUCUUAUUUACUAGGUCUUAAUCCGUUGUUGCUCUUUACCCAACUAAGAGGUCAGGCUGCGGCUACAAGCAUCACGCCAUCUCUGUCCACAUCAGCACAGACAGCGUCUAUCAUGCAAGAGACACCUCUUCUUUUGUAA